UGAGGGACGUUUCUGUAAACGUAUCCAAUUGCCCCACUCCUUCCUCUUCUUCCUUACCCGUCUCUGUACCUGCUAAGACUGCAUAAGAAAGAUGGAGAUAGAUAGAUUAGAGAGAGAAAACAAUAAGAAAAUAGGUUAGAGAGAGAGAGAGAGAAAACAUAAAGACCAGAGCGGACCCUUGAGGUCUACAAGAGAGGAAAACAAAAGGGAGGAGGAGAAGAAGAAGAAGAAGAAGAAGAGAUGAAGUUCUGCGAGCUUUGCAAGGGUCUGGCUCGGACCUACUGCGAAUCGGACCAGGCCAGCUUGUGCUGGAACUGCGACGUCAAAGUCCACGGAGCCAACUUCCUGGUGGCUCGCCACUCCAGGACCGUUCUCUGCCACGCCUGCCAAUCCCCGACGCCGUGGAAGGCCUCCGGCGCCGAGCUCGGCAUCACGGUCUCCGUCUGCGAGAGCUGCGUCGUCGGCGGGAGAAAUACGGCCCAACGGGACGACGAGGAGAGCCAGGGAGGUAAUGAUGACGAGAUUGGCACCGACGACGACGACGAUCUCGAUGACGACGACGAGGAUGAGAACGAUCACGGUGGUGAAGAUCAUGAUUAUGAUGAUGAUGAUGAUGACGAGGAGGAGGAGGAAGAAGAGGUAGGUGGUGAUGACGAUGAAAACGUCGAUAACCAGGUGGUGCCGUGGACGGCGAUCUCGUCGGAGACGGCGGCGACUCCUCCGCCGGCGGCGAACUCUUCCAGUAGCGAAGAGUCCGUGAGCAGGUUCGCCAAUGGCGGUGGAGAAGUUUCUGGAGCCUUGUCGCUG
This is a messenger RNA of Morus notabilis, 807 nucleotides long. RefSeq names its product phosphopantothenoylcysteine decarboxylase subunit VHS3. Lineage: Eukaryota; Viridiplantae; Streptophyta; Magnoliopsida; Rosales; Moraceae. The transcript is spliced from 2 exons. The record is from RefSeq and is a predicted model, not a curated record. Gene Ontology annotation, molecular function: zinc ion binding. The annotation marks the transcript as partial.